This is a messenger RNA of Penicillium odoratum, 600 nucleotides long. Its product is annotated as iron-sulfur cluster assembly scaffold protein. Bases 1 to 600 code for a protein of 199 amino acids. Gene Ontology annotation, molecular function: 2 iron, 2 sulfur cluster binding; ferrous iron binding. NCBI's taxonomy places the organism in Eukaryota, Fungi, Ascomycota, Eurotiomycetes, Eurotiales, Aspergillaceae. Gene Ontology annotation, cellular component: mitochondrial matrix; cytoplasm. The record is from RefSeq and is a predicted model, not a curated record. The transcript is spliced from 2 exons. Gene Ontology annotation, biological process: iron-sulfur cluster assembly; intracellular iron ion homeostasis.
AUGUUCAAGCGUCUGGUCACCGUCGCCCCCCGCGUCGGCGCUGCGGCACCCCGUGCUCUCGGUCCCCUCUCGGCCCUUCAGUCCGCCCAGCCUAUCCAGCGUCGUGUCCCAGUCCCCGCCACCUCCCAGCGAAGAGGAUACCACGAGAAGGUCCUUGAUCACUACAACAACCCCCGCAACGUUGGCUCUUUCAAGAAAAACGACAGUGAUGUUGGUACCGGUCUCGUUGGUGCCCCCGCUUGCGGCGAUGUCAUGAAGCUCCAGAUCCGCGUCAACAAGGAAACCGGCCGCAUUGAUGAUGUUGUGUUCAAGACCUUCGGCUGUGGAAGUGCUAUUGCUUCCUCAAGCUACCUGACCGAGCUGGUCCGCGGCAUGUCCCUUGAUGAGGCUGGCAAGAUUAAGAACACCGAUGUGGCGAAGGAGCUUUGCCUCCCUCCCGUUAAGCUGCACUGCUCAAUGCUUGCUGAGGAUGCCAUCAAGUCCGCCAUCUCCGAUUACUACACCAAGAACCCAAAGGCCAAGACCACUGAUCUGUCCGGGACUGGUGCCCCCAUCCCCGAUGUGACCGCUACUGCUGGUAGCCCUGCCGCCGCGGUAUAA